AUGGCUUCAUCCGAUAGCGAUAGCAGCUCGAGCAGAUCGACCUCGCCCGAGCUUGUGACCGAGCAAGAAAAGAAAAUGACAAAACUCGCCAAAGGGCAGCAACCAAGCGACGAUGAUACCUCCGACUCAGGUUCAGACUCUGGUUCAGAGACAGACUCGGAUAGCGACUCCGAUGAUUCUAAAGAAAUGAAACCUAGCACCAGUUCAGGCAACAACCCUACAAACCCCCCCGCGGGAUUCAAGUCUGCGAAGAAGCAGGCCCCGCCCUCCUCAAAAGCCCCCUCCCUUUUCUCCAAUCUCAAAGGCAAACAUAUCCUCCACCUUACAGCGCCCGAAUCUCUUCCUUUGUCCAAGGUCAAGGAGGUCUGCAUGUCCAAGAUCUUGCAAGGUGAACCGAUCAUCACCCACGAUGGUGUGAACUACGGCAUCCCAGCCGAGUCUUUUACCGAAGUCGAUCCCUCUACAAAAUCGCUACUCCUCUUCGAUGAGAAGACACAAACAUAUUCCACGGCAGCCCACAACAUCCCCAGCUACCACGUUCAGGAAUUGAUUGGUCUCCCAAGCGCAUCGGAAACCACUGAUGCCGUGGUUGCCGAGAUGCGCAAAUACGUCAAGCCCGCUAGACCCCAGCCGAAAAAUUUGAAGAUGCGCUUCCGACCGGUCGGAACCGCCAAUGCUCCCCCUGAGACUCUAGGUUCUAGUUCGGAGUCAGAGGCAGAGGUGCCUUCCUUCAAGGUCCCUAAGGGAGAGGAACGGAAGAGAAAGCUUUCUCACGAUGAAGCUGAGGGCGAAGCUCCCCAAGCGGCUGCGGUUCCUCGGAAGAAGUCAAAGAAGCACUCAGAAGAGAAAGGUGAUGAUGAUGAGAAGAGCCGGAAGAAGUCCAAGAAGUCCCACAAGGACAAGGAGGAAAAGAAGCGGAAGAAGUCCGAAAAGGCAUGA
Molecule: messenger RNA, 939 nt
Organism: Penicillium bovifimosum
Lineage: Eukaryota; Fungi; Ascomycota; Eurotiomycetes; Eurotiales; Aspergillaceae
Product: DNA-directed RNA polymerase I subunit RPA34
Exons: 2
Coding region: 1-939 (312 amino acids)
Biological process (GO): transcription by RNA polymerase I
Source: RefSeq, a predicted model, not a curated record